Messenger RNA from Nymphaea colorata (pocket water lily), 861 nucleotides. RefSeq names its product probable CCR4-associated factor 1 homolog 10. Gene Ontology annotation, molecular function: poly(A)-specific ribonuclease activity; nucleic acid binding. The transcript has a single exon. Gene Ontology annotation, cellular component: P-body; CCR4-NOT core complex; CCR4-NOT complex. The record is from RefSeq and is a predicted model, not a curated record. NCBI's taxonomy places the organism in Eukaryota, Viridiplantae, Streptophyta, Magnoliopsida, Nymphaeales, Nymphaeaceae. The coding region runs from base 1 to 861 and encodes 286 amino acids.
AUGGGAUCCAACGUCCUCAUCAGACAAGUUUGGAAGCACAACUACGAGGAGGAGAUGAAGGCCAUCAGGGGCUUCCUCUGCUUGUUCCCAAUCGUCUCCUUCAGUACCCGCGUUCUUCUCUGCCCCGACAGAGUCCCUGCCUCCACGGACUGGGGCGACAUCGAUGCUAACUAUGCCACUCUCCGCCAAAUGGCUGACAACAACAAGAACAACAUGGUGCAGGUCGGCCUUGCCUUCUCUAGCAAGCGAAAGGAGAUGCCUACUUGCCCAGAAACCUGGCAGCCUUGUGUGUGGGAGUUCAACCUCAUGCCGGUGGAUAACGGCGGCAACGGCCGGGAUCUAUCGGAGGAGGAGGAGCAGUUCUUGCAGAAGUACUGCACCGGUGGCAUCAGCGGCAGGAAGCUGAGGAGUGAAGGGAUCCAUCCGCGAUUAUUUGCCACCGACCUGUCGGGGCUGUGCACCUCGCUUACGUCGCACAAGAUUGACAUCUGCUGGGUGGUGUUCAAAGGCGGGCUCGACUUCGUUGCGCUGCUGAGCCAGAAAGUUCAGACCGGCCUGCCCACCGAGCGGGAGGCAUUCUUGAGGAUGGUGGCUUCCUACUUUCCCGCUUUGUACGACAUGGCUGCGUUGCUGGGGCUAAAGGGCGAAGGGAACGACGGGACACUGGAAGGGCUGGCGAGGUCGGUACUCUUGGAGAGGGAUGGGAGGGAACCCCAUGGAGCAGCAUGUGACAGCCUCUUCGCAUUGCACAUGUUCAUGAUGACGGAGGGGCUGCCCGCAGGCUGGGCUGAGAAGAAACCGGGGGUGCUCUUUGGCGUCACCUCCGAAGAAGAAGCAGCUAGUGCUUUGUUCUUGCGCUAG